GGUACUGCAUGAUACCAUAAUGUUUAAAUCUGCUUUGUACAAUAUUCAUACCUCCACAAUCAUGGGAAAAUGUGGCCCAAGAGAUGCCAAAGGAAGUGAUGCAUCAGGUUCAAUAGCCUACAGUACAUGGACAAGAAGUUACUUUGCACUGCUGACCAUGUAAAAUUUACCAGAAGAGAUGUGAGAGGGAAAAAAUCCAAGCAGGAAGUCAAAACAAGAAACUUGGUUUUUGGGCUGGUUGGCUGCUUCAUCAGCUUCUGUGAUGCGUAUGGAUACCCGUCAUCUCAGCCUCAGGUCUUUCAAUUUGAGGGAAUUUGGUCCUGGAAAGUCGUUGAAAAGUCCUUGAAUUUGAUGUUUAAGAAGGUGUGGCAACUCGCUCAGACAAGGGCCUUUUUGUGCAAAGGGGAAAUCAUAGGACUCACAUGCUUUGGAGGAGAGAAAGUGAGUGAUCACAGCAAAGGACAGGGUUGUUCAGAGGAAGAGAACAAGACAGAGGAGCGGACUGAAGUCAUCUUGAGCAGGAUAAGGACGUUGGACAGCUGUGCACUAGAUUGGACCAGACUGGACAGGACUACCGAACCAUGGAGAACGGCAAAACAGAAACAGAAGACAAGACGGAGGGCGUGUCAGAAGAUAAAGAAGAAACUGUGGAGGAGGCUAACCUGGAGGUAGCUCAGCUGCAGGGCCUGGUGGCUGAGCUGCGCGAGGGGCUCCACGUUGCCCUGACGGAGCUGCGCGAGCUGCGUCAGAGGGACCUCGGCCUGGAGGAGAAGCUUCAGGCCCAUCAGACUGAUGUGGAUGAUAAGAUAAUGGGCCUCAAGAACUCGCUCAACACUUUCAAGGAGGAGCUGAGCGUGGCGUUGUUCCACAUCAAGGAUGUGUCCAACAGACAGAGAGAGGUUAUGAAGAGGAUAGAACUGCUGCAGUCGGAAAACACCAAGGAUAUCAUGUCUGUUCCGCACAGCAGAAAGAGCUCCAAGGCAGAUGUGCUCACGGCAUCAGGGGACGAACACAUCUGUGUGCCCAGCCAAUCGGAGCUCAGCGUUAUUCAGCACUACUUUUCCAGUCUGCCACAUAGCGGGUCACCGCAGAGGAGCACCACAUCGACACAGACCUCUACAUCUGAGCAGGAGGCUCAGCAGCAGCAGAGAGGUUGUCAAUCCAGAGAGAGGAAGAACAGCAGAGAUGACACCGACACCAACAGUCUGACUGAAAACAAUAAGAGACAGAGAGCAGCCCUGGAGCUGCUGGAGUCAGAGAGAGUUUACGUGUCCCACCUGUCUCUGUUACUGAAGGCCAACAUCUCCUUCAACGGAUCAGAAGCUCUCACCACCAAAGACAAACGUCCAUUUCCCAGCUCUCUGAGGUUUCUGAUCCAGCAGCACCUCGAGCUCCUUCACACUCUCCAGGAACGAGUGCUCAAGAGCCAGUGGCAAGGCCUCAUGGGAGAUGUAUUCAUGAGACUCACCAGCAAAGAGAGUGAUUUCCUGGACUUCUACGUGUCCUACCUGAAGGAGCUUCCAGACUGCCUGUCAGUCGUCACCAUGCUGGCCUCCAGCUCCAUGAAAUCUUCCACUUUAUUGGAGAGUGACAUAAUGGGUGACGAAUCCAAACCCUCCCUCCACACUCUGCUCCUCCAGCCGGUUCAGAGGAUCCCUGAGUACCUGCUGCUGUUACAGGGGCUGUUGAGGCAAACAGAUGCAGAGCACCCCGACUACUACCUGCUGCUGGUGUGCAUCCAACAGUUCAGGUCCUUCACGGCUCAGUACCACCACCUCCUCCAGCACAACCAGGAGCUGCUGCUGCACAACCGCAAGGAGGUGAAGAGGUCUACCAUGAAACAGCUGUUAAAGACAGUGGAAAGUGGGAUUCAAGCCAACAACAUUGGCUCACCGUACCCUUGCAGUAGUGUCAUGUUAGAACAUGCUAACCAGGUGAAACGUAGCAAGCAGCGUCUCCUGGAGCAAAUCCAGACUCAUCGCUUCCAGGAUUGGGAUCGGGACCAGGAUCCUGAAACUCACUGUUACGAGACAGAGUGGCCCUCCCAGCUCCCGUUCUUCAGCCCAGAACUGGACUCACGGAACCACAAACCAGCAGGUCUUGGCAGUAUCCCAGAGAGUGAGGCGUCUGACAGAUCCAUGUCCUGCCAGCAUCAUCUGCCCUCUAGACCUGCAGAUUUCCGUCAGGUCCAACCGGGCUCUGCUCUGGCUGAUGCCCUUGGAGAGUUCCUUCUCCCUCCAGACCCUCCAGGGAUGGAGAGCCUCUACGAAGAGGAUGGCGGCUCCCUUCAUGAUGUCUCCAUGUUUGACCGCUGCUCCUCUGCCUCUUCUGAUUCAUCCAUUGACAUUGCUUUUGUGAAGUGCCCCAAAGCCCCCUUGACAUCACACCACCCAAUGGCAGCAAAUGUGUCAACAAACCGCGACAUCUUUGGCAACGGUGGAAGUCAGGGGAACGGCUACAGCAAACUGCCCAACCGAGGGUGUGUGUCUCCUGAUGAGGCUGUAAUGAUGCGCCGCAAUCAGCAUCGCCCCCUUCAGGCCAGCCAGCGCAAAAGCAAGUCACUGAACGGCCUGCAGAUGGAAAACACAGUGAGUUGUGUGGAUGGUGGUCCUCUAUCAGACCACCUCCAAAGGGUGGCACUGGGCAGCCACGCUAAGCUGGAGCGCCAGGGCAGCAAGGGCAGCAAAGGGUGUCCCACCCCAUCCCGUAAGAUCCACAGUCCCCUGGGGAACAGAUUGGAUACUGACAAACAGAGCGAUGAUCUUCACGGGCUUCUCAGCAUGGACUCUGGGAUCCAAUCAUGGGGGGAUGAGUCAAAGUGGAGAGGCGGAACAGAGGAGAAUAACCACACCCCCUUCAGCGAGAGGAGUCGGAAGCAGGACAAAGGAGGCUUUAGGAGCUCGUUCAAGAAACUCUUCAAGAAGAAAAGCGGUGAUGAGAAGAAAGAGAAGGGAGGUGAGAAAACACCAGAAAACCAGAACAACGGUGACCACGACACGUCGGGGAAAAAUCCAAAACUGGUGCAUCUGGACAUAAACCGCGGCACUGCUGUAUAAACAACCGCUCUACCACACACACACACACACACACAGCCUUAGACAAAUUAAAUAUAAAUGUAAUACAUGCAUCUUUAAGCAUACAUAUACACCAAAGAAGUGCUACAUGAGAUUUUUUUUACAUUUACAACUGCUGUAUAAAUGCUGUACAGGUAUAAGCCAUUUUAUUCUAUAGCUAUAAAAGCAACUUUCCAAUGUUCCCAAAAAUAAAUAUGAUUUCUAUUUUAGAGACAAUCAGAUGUUCUGACCCCUAGCCUUCAUAUGGAGGGAAAGCACUUAACAUGGUUGUACUGCGGACACCAUUUAUGACAAAACGGUACUGAUCGUUAAAUAUUUGCUUAUGUUCGGUGUUGUUCUGUCUAUAUCUUAGUGAUACUAAAAGUAUCACCUGCCAACGCCAAAAAUUACAUGCGAGGUUAAGGCAGUGACGCUGCUUAGAUUAGAUUUGCGAAACGUUUCAUCAAUGACGAUGUGAAGAUUUUGUGGUACAGACGUAACUACUGGAGGGUGUAAGUUAACAUGUUCCCUCCCCAUAUUGUAAAUAGCUCCACUCUACCUCCAGUUUCUCAGAUUUUUAAAACACUUUAAACUUUUGCUGUUUUCUGUUCCCUUCAAAUCUGUGUAAAGUUAAUAAAGAGCCUCCCGUUGUUCAUUUUUAUGAGUUUCACUCCAGUCCAACUUUCUAUCAGCCUGCUUAAUGUUUUAAGACAUAAUCUGAAGCUAUUAUAUACUCAGGAGAACAAACAUUAAACUGUUAUAAUUUGCAUAUGUGUUUGAGCUAUCUGUUUAAAGAUAAAACAUUAAAUGUUUUCCUUUUUGACAAUUAUUUCUAUGCACUGAACUGAACUUUGUUUUGUUAUAAGAUGAAUGUGACAACUAAGAGAUGUUGAAGGAAGUUCAGUAAAGGUCCACACUGAUUUGUUUUGUGGCUCUGCUGGUUCAUUUUCCCUGAAUCACUGGGUUGUUUAAA
Molecule: messenger RNA, 4026 nt
Organism: Thunnus maccoyii (southern bluefin tuna)
Lineage: Eukaryota; Metazoa; Chordata; Actinopteri; Scombriformes; Scombridae
Gene: arhgef33
Product: Rho guanine nucleotide exchange factor (GEF) 33
Exons: 21
Coding region: 582-3056 (824 amino acids)
Molecular function (GO): guanyl-nucleotide exchange factor activity
Source: RefSeq, a predicted model, not a curated record